UGACUGUGUCCCUCGAUUUUACCUAAACUAUUGCCUAAUAUCCGUAUGUAGCUAAUAGUUUAGUCUCCUUGUCAACCUCCGAAACUCGGUGCCUGAAGAUUGAAGAAGUAGUCGAAGAGAAGGCGGGCGGGCAUUGAGUCGCUCCAGCACUUUUGCAAGAUACCCGUCCCUGACAGUUUAGCUCUAUAUUUUCAUCCCCCCAAAUCCCUCUCUUUUUCAAGAGACUAUGGCUUCUGUGCAGUAUCCCUCGCCGGUGCGAGCUCCGCCGCACGUCUUGGCCUUGCUGGAGCGACUGCACCAGGCCUCGCGGGUGCAGGAAGACGCCAUCCAGGCCGCGGAGCUCGAGGCGCACGGGUUCGACAACUACAUGCGGGACAAGUUCAUCGCGCUGGACCGCGAUAAGGCCGAGUUCGUGUACCAGGUCUGCCUGGCCGUCGGGGCGAAAACCGUCGUCGAGGCCGGGACCAGCUUCGGCGUCAGCACCAUCUACCUUGCGCUCGCCGUGUCGGAGAAUGUCCAGAAGGCUGGAGACGGGAAAGGAGGCGUGGUCAUCGCGACCGAGUACGAAAAGGCCAAGGCGGACAAAGCGCGGGAGCACUGGAAGGAGGUCGGCGACGAGAUUACGGGAUGCAUUCAGCUGCGCGAGGGCGAUAUCCUCGAGACGCUCAAGCAAGACCUGCCCGAGAUCGACGUGCUUUUGUUGGACAUCUGGGCUCGCAUGGCGCUGCCCGUCCUCAAACUGUGUCAACCUCGAAUGCGACGCGGCGCCGUGGUCAUCGCGGACAACACAAUCGGUUCGGCGGACAAGUACAAGGACCUGCUGGAGUACAUGCGCGACCCGAGCAGCGGGUUCAGGAAUUUGACCUUGCCCUACACGAAUGGGCUGGAGAUGAGUGUCUACAUGCCAUAGAUGGAGGGAGCUUGAUAUACAGUCACUUAAGCCGUCAUGCACAAAUCAUUCAGCAUACGCCGCUGUGACUGUCUUGCUUUUCCUUGUCAACGAUUUUACCUCGCGCGGGUCUUUGUUCUCCCCAACGUUUGCAGUGGCGCGUGCAGAAAACCA
Messenger RNA from Cladophialophora immunda, 1063 nucleotides. RefSeq lists its product as uncharacterized. The record is from RefSeq and is a predicted model, not a curated record. The transcript is spliced from 2 exons. Gene Ontology annotation, molecular function: O-methyltransferase activity. The coding region runs from base 227 to 910 and encodes 227 amino acids. Lineage: Eukaryota; Fungi; Ascomycota; Eurotiomycetes; Chaetothyriales; Herpotrichiellaceae.